This is a messenger RNA of Emericellopsis cladophorae, 1653 nucleotides long. RefSeq names its product Proline-specific permease-like protein. Gene Ontology annotation, biological process: amino acid transmembrane transport. Lineage: Eukaryota; Fungi; Ascomycota; Sordariomycetes; Hypocreales; Bionectriaceae. Gene Ontology annotation, molecular function: amino acid transmembrane transporter activity. The transcript is spliced from 2 exons. The coding region runs from base 1 to 1653 and encodes 550 amino acids. The record is from RefSeq and is a predicted model, not a curated record. Gene Ontology annotation, cellular component: membrane.
AUGGGUUCCAAGGAAUUCGACACGGACAGCAAAUAUGGCCGCGAUCUCGAGUCGACGACUGCUGAGGCGUCCACCGAGUUCAGCCUGGCAGUGCAAGGCCAACAGCUGGAGCGUGGCCUCAAGAGUCGACACAUCCAGUUCCUGGCACUCGGUGGUGCCAUUGGCACCGGUCUCUUCAUCGGAUCCGGCCGCAUUCUCGCAGAUACCGGCCCGGCUCCCCUGUUCAUGGGCUACCUCUCCAUGAUGCUGGUCGUCUGGUGUGUCAUGAACGUCCUCGCUGAGAUGGUCACCUACCUGCCCAUGCGGGGCAUUACCGUGCCGUACUUUGUCAACCGCUUCGUCGACCCUUCGCUUGCCUUCGCCGCCGGAUGGAACUACUGGUAUGCCUACGCCAUGCUCGUCGGCGCCGAGGCUGUCGCUGCCGGGCUCAUCAUCGACUACUGGCAGCCGCCCGUGCACAUUGCCGUAUGGAUCACCAUUGUCCUGGUCGUCAUGCUGGGACUCAACAUGUUUGCGGUAGGCCUCUUUGGUGAAGCCGAGUUCUGGUUCGCUAGCAUCAAGUUCAUCACCAUUAUGGGCUUGAUCAUCGUCGGCUGGGUCAUCUUCUUUGGCGGUGCGCCGGACCAGACAAAGGUCCGCGCCUUCACCUACUACGACGAUCCAGGCGCAUUCAAUCCAUACCAGACCGGAGGCAGCGCAGGCAACUUCCUCGCCUACUGGCAUGCCUUUGCCUCCGCCGGCUUCGCCUUCAUCACCUCCCCCGAGCUCAUCGCCACGGCUGCUGGCGAGACCGUCGCCCCUCGACGCAACAUCCCCAAGGCUGCUCGUCGCUUCAUCUGGCGUCUCGCCGUUUUCUACGGCCUCGGAUCCUUCCUCAUCGGUAUUAUGGUGCCCUUCAACCACCCACAGCUGCUGGGCAACUCCGCCGACGCGCAGAGCAAUGCCAGCGCCUCGCCUUUCGUCUUGGGUAUCCAGGGUGUCGGCAUUCCCGUCUUGAACCACAUCAUCAAUGCCGCUAUCCUCACCUCGGCCUGGUCGGCCGGCAACUCCUUCCUGUACUCAGGUUCGCGUGUCCUCUACUCCCUCGCCCUCAAGGGCCAGGCGCCCAAGUUCUUCAAGACCACCAACCGCCACGGCGUGCCUUACCUUGCUGUUCUGGCCACCUGGUGCAUCGGUCUCCUCGCGUACCUCAACGUCUCGAGCUCGGGUGCCACCGUCUUCAACUGGUUCAUGAACAUCUCCACCAUUUCCGGCUACAUCGCCUGGAUUGUCGUCCUCAUCACCUACCUCCGCUUUCGCAAGGCCAUGCGUCUCCAGGGCAUGUGGGAGCAGCUGCCGUUCAAGACGCCCGGCCAGCCCUACCUGGCCUGCUUCGUCCUCUUCCUCAUCUGCCUGCUCACGCUCACAAACGGGUUCCAGAUUCUCAUCCCCCGCAACUGGGACGUGCAGAACUUCCUGGCGGCCUACAUCACCAUUCCCAUCUUCCUGGUGCUAUACUUUGGACACAAGGCGUGGACCCGCACGCCGUUCUUCAUUCCUGCAAGCGAAAUCGACUGUAUCUCGGGCAAGAGGGAGAUGGACGAGAUGGCCGCGACCGACAUUGCGCCCGUCGCGAAGAACUGGCUGCAGAGGGUCUGGUACUGGAUUGCCUAA